CUCUGCUCCGUGCCCGGCGUCUCCCCGUCCCCGCGCCCGUAGCGCCUCGCGCUCCGACCGUUGGCGCACGGCGAUGGCGGCGAAGCUGACGAUGCGCGUUCUGCUGCUCUUUGUCCUCACCGGGCUGCUCUUGCGCCCCGACGCUGCCGCCAGCAUCCCGCCGGCAUGCGACAAAUACAGCCGUCUGCCUGGAUGUCCGAGGGACUACAACCCAGUCUGUGGGACUGAUGGAAAGACCUACUCCAACGAGUGUGUGCUCUGCCUUUCCAACAGUGAAGAAAAUAAGAAUGUCCAGAUUUACAAGAAUGGAAUGUGUUGAUAAGGCAGAUGACAACUCUUCAAGCAAAUGAGAACAAAGUCAGUCCAAAUAGAAACAGUUCAUUAGAAGUAGCUUCUCUGUAGUCUGUCCUAAUAAAUAAACUUGCAUUUUUAAACCAA
This is a messenger RNA of Tympanuchus pallidicinctus (lesser prairie-chicken), 438 nucleotides long. RefSeq names its product serine peptidase inhibitor Kazal type 2 (gene SPINK2). The transcript has 4 exons. Gene Ontology annotation, molecular function: protein binding; serine-type endopeptidase inhibitor activity. The coding region runs from base 74 to 319 and encodes 81 amino acids. NCBI's taxonomy places the organism in Eukaryota, Metazoa, Chordata, Aves, Galliformes, Phasianidae. The record is from RefSeq and is a predicted model, not a curated record.